Messenger RNA from Dentiscutata heterogama, 262 nucleotides. NCBI's taxonomy places the organism in Eukaryota, Fungi, Glomeromycota, Glomeromycetes, Diversisporales, Gigasporaceae. The record is from the annotation of a GenBank genome assembly.
AUGAAUACUGAAGACACUGAAAUUAAUAAUAAAAAUAAAGAAGCACGUUUAAAAUAUUUUCGUGAUCAAAAGCGAAAAAAAAUUGCUACUGAAACUGCUGAAGAGCAAGAAAUGCGUCUUGCACGUGACCGAGAACAAAAAAGGGAAAAAAGAAAAGCCAGAACUGCUGAAGAACAAGAAAUGCAUAUUGAACAUGAACACAAUCAAAAACAAAAGAAAGUAGAUAUGGAAACUGCUACUGAGCGAGAAGAACGUCUUGCAC